UCCGGGAAGCUGAAGGAGCCGGGUUAGGAAACCGGGGCGUGUGAUGUAGAGAGCUCAGCCUGGCACGCCGUGGCGCGCGGCGGACGCUUGGCUUCCCUCCACUCCUCUCGCAGCUGGGAGGAGUUGAGGCUGGGAGUCGGUGAAACGCUCUCACCUGUCGGAACCCGGAUCUGGGCAGGGAGCAGGGCCUGGCGGCCAGAGCAGGGUGGUCACAGCAACCUCGGCUGGAGGCCCUCCCCGCGCUGGGACGCCACAGCCAGGGAGGCAGGUGUGGGAGCUGCUCCCAGAGACUCUGGCCGCCCCCACCCGCGGGUCCGCGCUCCGGCUCCUUGCUCGCCCCUUUCUCCCACACUCGCCAUCCGCAUGCUGUGCCCCAAGGUCAACUCUUGCAGACGCCCAGGGUUGCAGGUUCGAGACGCUCCGCCUCCUUCUGGCACUUAGAGCCGUAAGCACUAGCAGGAACCUUCUCUGUUGGUCUUAGUCUGCGGUCAUUGCUGAGGUUUUCGGAAGCUUGGCUUCUAACCGACGCCGUGCCUGCACCCUGCCUGGGAUACCCCCAGGCCUGGGAGAUUCCGCUCUCCGGCACCGACGCCCCAACUUUUUACGUGCUGUCUGCGCUCCCUGACUGGGUGUCCACCUCCGGUGCCAGCACCGUUCGCAACUGAGCUCGGCUCGCCCUCUGCUCCCCGGGUGAGUGCAGGCUGCGCGAGCCCGGAUCCCGGGUGCACUUUUCAGUGCCAGCGCUUGGGACUCACCUCCGCCUCGGAGCCCACCCGGGAGCAGAGACUGAACCCCGAAGGUCCAGGCCUCUUACUCCGAAACUCAAGUCGGCCCCCGUCAUUUCUCUCCGAAGCCGGGCGCCCGUCGCGGGUGGGCCCGGCGAGCGGCCGGGGGAAGGAUCCGGGCGCUGCGGGCCACGUCGCCCCGUCGGUUGCAGCGAGCACCAUGGCGGGCUGCUGCUGCCUGUCCGCGGAGGAGAAGGAGUCGCAGCGCAUCAGCGCGGAGAUCGAGCGGCAGCUUCGCCGGGACAAGAAGGACGCGCGCCGGGAGCUCAAGCUGCUCCUGCUGGGAACCGGGGAAAGUGGCAAAAGCACCUUCAUCAAGCAAAUGAGAAUUAUCCAUGGGUCUGGCUACAGCGAUGAAGACAGAAAGGGGUUCACGAAGCUGGUGUACCAGAAUAUAUUCACCGCCAUGCAGGCCAUGAUCAGAGCCAUGGACAUGCUGAGGAUCCAGUAUGUGUGUGAGCAGAAUAAGGAAAAUGCCCGGCUGAUCAGAGAAGUGGAAGUAGACAGGGUCUCCGCACUCUCCAGCGAGCAGGCGCAGGCCAUCAAGCAGCUCUGGCUGGACCCAGGAAUCCAGGAGUGUUACGACAGGAGGAGGGAAUACCAGCUGUCAGACUCGGCCAAAUAUUACUUGAGUGACAUUGACCGGAUCGCCGUGCCGUCGUUUGUGCCCACACAGCAAGACGUGCUUCGUGUCCGAGUGCCCACAACUGGCAUCAUUGAGUAUCCCUUUGACCUGGAAAACAUCAUCUUCCGGAUGGUAGAUGUUGGCGGCCAGCGAUCCGAGAGACGGAAGUGGAUUCACUGCUUUGAGAGCGUCACCUCCAUCAUUUUUUUGGUUGCUCUGAGUGAAUAUGACCAGGUCCUGGCCGAGUCUGACAAUGAGAACCGCAUGGAGGAGAGCAAAGCCUUAUUUAAAACCAUUAUCACCUACCCCUGGUUUCUGAACUCAUCUGUGAUUUUGUUCUUAAACAAGAAGGAUCUUUUGGAAGAGAAAAUCAUGUACUCUCAUCUAAUUAGCUAUUUUCCAGAAUACACAGGCCCAAAGCAGGACGUUAAAGCUGCCAAAGACUUUAUCCUGAAGCUUUAUCAAGACCAGAACCCGGACAAGGAGAAAGUCAUCUACUCCCACUUCACGUGCGCUACUGACACGGAGAACAUCCGCUUUGUGUUCGCUGCUGUGAAAGACACGAUUCUGCAGCUGAACCUGAAGGAGUUCAACCUCGUUUAAAAGCUGCCGCCCACUCCUCCUCACGACCGGAAGGCAGCCCCGUGUUUUACUGCCGAGUGCUCCUGGCGUCAGCUGCCCAGCCCGUCUGCGGGCCACGGGGACAGAGACGGGUGAGGGAGCUUGUGCAAUACUGGAGGUCGACAGAGCUUUUAGAAAGUCCUCAUUCCAAAAUUGUUUUUAUAGUUCUUUUCUUGACUUUGGCUGUAAGGUUUUGUGUAAUUUUUGAAUUUGAGGUUUUAUAGAAUUUUCAAAAGCCACUGGGAUUUGCUGUUUCUUUCAAAAUUAGAUUUAAGUGUGUUUAACAGCCAUUAGAAAAUCACGUAACAACAGGGCCUAUUAAUUUUGGAUAUCAUGGCUUGAGGCCUCUAGGAUUAGAUGGGGUGACUUUUUUAAAAAAAGUUGUUUUAAGCUUUUUAUUAAAUCUUAUAAUUUUGAGGCAUUUAAAAUUGUUUUUGUUUUUAUGCUGAAAAGUAUGAUGCCUUUACAUGCCACCAAAGAUUUUUAAAAGUGGCUCUUUGUGUUAGCUUUCUACGCCAAACUAAUGACCAUGUCAGUCCACUUAGUCUGGUUUUGCCGCAGUUUGAUCACCACGAAGCCAAAGUCGACGCAAGGCGAACUGGCUCCGGAGAGCGGGCACAGGUUAUAUUGUUAACAAUGCGUGUGUGUACGCCAGUGCACGUGACCAGGUCUUACACACUUAGGAAGUGGCUGAAAGCCGCGGCUGUUUAAGAAACGUGAUGUAACCCUGCCGAAGUUCUGCUGGCCACCACAAUGUGCCCUUUAUAAACCGUGUGCGCUGUGCCUUUCUGAGGAGGCUGCAAAUACACCAUUCUGCUGUUA
This is a messenger RNA of Artibeus jamaicensis (Jamaican fruit-eating bat), 2853 nucleotides long. It is a transcript of the gene GNA14, whose product is annotated as G protein subunit alpha 14. The coding region runs from base 946 to 2013 and encodes 355 amino acids. Gene Ontology annotation, molecular function: guanyl nucleotide binding; G protein-coupled receptor binding; GTPase activity. The transcript is spliced from 7 exons. Gene Ontology annotation, biological process: adenylate cyclase-modulating G protein-coupled receptor signaling pathway; action potential; phospholipase C-activating dopamine receptor signaling pathway. Gene Ontology annotation, cellular component: heterotrimeric G-protein complex. Lineage: Eukaryota; Metazoa; Chordata; Mammalia; Chiroptera; Phyllostomidae. The record is from RefSeq and is a predicted model, not a curated record.